Messenger RNA from Acaulospora colombiana, 428 nucleotides. The record is from the annotation of a GenBank genome assembly. NCBI's taxonomy places the organism in Eukaryota, Fungi, Glomeromycota, Glomeromycetes, Diversisporales, Acaulosporaceae.
AUGAAUAGCAAUAGAUCUGAUGUCAGCAUGUAUACUCGAAGAGGGAUUCUUGCGGCUGACCAACCACUGGUGGUACCUAUGCUUCUUAGACUAAGUAAUCUGAAAUUAAGAGGAAUUAUUGUAUUGGUAGUUAGUAAACAAAAAGGGAUUACCAUGGUGUUCAAGAAUGAUCCUUUGGAAAAAGUUGACGUGGCAUCAACUUUUGACAGUAUCUCUAGUAUACAAAGGUUUUUGCAAACGGAAAUAGAAAAAAGGUUGAGGAUCAUGUUUCAGGAGGACUUACCAUCUAUUGUUCAUCAACUAUCACUACAAAAAUGGCUUAACGGUGGUGAUGCUGGGAAGAAAGAUGACGGCACUCAGUCAAAAGAAUCUUCUUCGGAUCAUCGGCCGCCUCAUGUUUUUCCGGAUAGUACACCAUACGAUACCAU